AUGCCACCGAAGAAGCGGGCGAGAAAAGCCCCGGCUCCGACUAGACCGUCAGAGCCGGACGACCUCAGCGUGUUUGACCUAGACAGCUCAUCCAUCCUUGACCCUCAUCCUGGUGGUGGAAGAGCUGCCAUCAAUGACACUCCCGUGCCGCAGUUAAGCGAAAAUGGCUGCAAUAGCAUGCGCAUGGAGCAGGUACUCCAGGAGAUUCAAGUCACCCAGCGCGUUGGGCCCACGACACUGGAUGAACCCAGCCUGGGCGAGCUCCUUUCUCCGAAGCCCCUACGCGAAAUCCAUUCCGCAGCCGUCCAUGAACCGGGAAAAUGGACUUUCCUCUUCGCACCUGCGCCAUUCACCACUGAGGGGAGGAGUAUCAAAGAAAACACCUCACUUGUGAGCAGCAUUGGUGGUAUCAACUUCAUACCUUUGGGAAAUCCAAACCAACGCACGAUCCCGCAGCCAGAGUGGCUUUCCGACUCCAAUGCCAGGCAGAUGGUCCUCGAAGCUAUAAGUCGAUAUCUCUCGCGCGUCUACACGAAGCUGAACCGCCUGUCUCAGCCAUCUUUGCGGGCAAUUUUCCUCAUGUGUGUAGUGAAGGUGGUUCCAGAUCAAUACCGCAUCGGUGCCAUCGGCCUUGGGUUGCAUCAUGUUGUCUGUCAGCGUGUAAAAACGACUACUCCACUCUAUCUCAAAGCCACGCUCCCCUUUAGCGCCAACUCAGACGGACCGUUUGUAGGCCAACCCCUCACCCUUCCCGCAGGUGUACCCGAUAUCUGCGCCGACCUUUACGUCAACGACGUCUUCAGCUUUGUCUUUUCGGGAGACAUGUUAAAAGAGACAACUGCCGCACAUAGGCAACUGCUCAAGUACAUCGUAUCACAAUGUACAAUGUACACAUAUGGGACCAUUGCUACCCAGGAUGAGCUUUUCAUGCUGGCAAAAGAUCUCAAAAACCAAUAUUCAAGUGACUUGAGACGUUGGGCAGCUCAUGGCGCCUAUUCAUGGUCCAACAUUGUCGCAACUGGCGACGGACUCGUGCAGCGCAAACGUGGCGCGGCGGCCGGGGACUUCUAUCCGACAGACCUCGUAGAAGAAAUCACGAAGAACUUGCCGACGAUUCAUUUUCCGUCUUUGCGGAAAACCGAGGAGCAUCAGCAAACGCGUAGUCUUGAAGAGGCCUGGAACGCAGCUUGUGAGAUGGCCGAUGCAAUCAGGAAGUUCGGCGGCGAAGUCCUUUACCCUUUCUGCGGCGAGUCUGAGGAGAACCGACAGCGAACUCUACAUUGCUGCCGUAACUGCUGGUCUGUGUGGCCAUGUAGUCAGCUCAAGCGCAUCAACAAGAAGUUAAAGAUGGCGGCUAAAGCGGUUUCGGCUCAGACGACCGCUUCUCAGAGGACCGCUGCUCAGACUACCACAGGACAAAGAGCUACGACGCCUGGACUCCGCCGGAAUCUCACGAAUCUGAAGGGAACGUGCUAUGUGUCCACUGUCGCGCAAGUCCUUCACGGAAUUCCCCACGUUCGGACCUUUGUCAAGUCUCCCAUCAACUUCAGAUUCGUUCAGAAGGAAGACUCACGUGGCCUGGUGGAAGCCCUGAGGGACAUCUUCCAAAAACUGGAUGAAAGAGGAAGAAAGCUACCUCCUGCUGUGACAGAGAAUCUCCUGGGAAAGAUUUCUUCCCUUGGCAAUGACUACGGCACGGAGGCUCAUGACGCCAAGGAGCUGUUUGAACAAUUACUUGACACGUUGGUGGGCACAUCGUCGGUAACUUCUGCGGGUGGAGAAUCAGCACGGCCGCUGGAGCAACUGGCCGCCGAGCUGGAAUGUACCCAGCGUCCGCUGAAAGAUGAUGCCAAACGGAGUUGGAGUGGCUUUACGCACAAUGGCCGCGAGACUCUUUUAGCAGAGACGCUGUAUCACCAGAUUGUUCGGGAACGUGUCUGCAUGUCUUGUGGCUUCAUCGACCGCCUCUUUCAGCAGCUAGCAACGGUGACUAUCGAGUCGCCAGAUGGGAUUUUGUCUCCGGCAGGGAAGCGCUAUGAUUUGAAAGAGCUGUUCCGCGACUACGUCUUGGAUACGGCGGCGGAGGAAGUCACCGAUCGGGUGUCACGUUGUCCUGUGACGACAUGUAAAAGCGCGAUGGGCCCCCAGACGCGACGCAUCGUGAAAACCCCCCAGGUCCUGAGUUUCACCUUUCGGAGAGUUCUUCAGGAUUUCAGUGGCCAGGAGCAGAAGUGGCUCAACCACGUCGAGGUACCAGAGCAUCUUAAUCUUGCGGGGUACGUUGACGACGUUUCUCUGCCAUCUGAAAGGAAGCCGUCCGCGCCUGGUAGCACUCCAAUGCGCUGGAUAACAGACCAGAUAACCGAUUACACCUUGCAAGCCACAAUCCACUACCGACCUACUGGGGCGCACUAUGUGGCGUAUGUGCGCCAUGACGACAAGUGGAUUCGGUUCGACGACAUCAAGGAGAGCCCCGACGAAUGUUCUCCAUGGGACGGUAUUCGGCAAACGCCCAACGAGACAGUCUACGUGGCUGUGUACCUCAAAUCGAAGUCGCCGCCUCCGUUGCAACCACCAGCACAGACGGGAGAGAAGCACCCACGGCCAGGAACAUCGGGCUCAACCGCCGCUGAGCGUAACCAGAGGCAAGGGUUUCACCCUACUGAAAGCCCAUUGAUAUCGGGUUCUCGUCCUCGAGCGACAACGCCAGCGGGGGAGCCUCCACAAACGAAGACGGACAAUACUCUCCUUAGGAAGAUCAGGGCUCAAAUCAUGCCAGGCGGAUUGUUCGAAAAGCCCAUCGAGCAGUUGCGAGGCGAUGUGGUAGAUACCAAGCAGCUGCAAAGCGAUGUCGCUGAAAUCAAGAAACAGACCAAGCAGCUGGUAGCCGAAAUGGCGGAAAUGAAGGCGUGCAUCAUGAAACUGCCCACGGAGCCCAUCCAGAUGCAAAACGAGAGCAGCCAGUUCGGUCAACUUAAGGAAGCUAUUGCAAGAAUUGAGAAGCACCUCUUGCAGAGCGCCAAUGCUCGCGAGGACGAACGGCGUGCUAGGCAAGAAAUAGCCGCCGAAGAGGCUCAGAUAGCCGCCGAAGAGGCGCGAGUUGCUGCUGAAGAGGCGCGAGUAGUCGCAGAACAGGCGCGGAUUGCUGGUGUUCGGGCAGAGCUUGCGAAUAGGCGCAAGCGGCUGCAAAAUGCGAAGGCUGUGUUGGGCGACUCUUAG
Messenger RNA from Lasiodiplodia theobromae, 3219 nucleotides. Its product is annotated as Ubiquitin hydrolase. Gene Ontology annotation, biological process: protein deubiquitination. The record is from RefSeq and is a predicted model, not a curated record. Bases 1 to 3219 code for a protein of 1072 amino acids. NCBI's taxonomy places the organism in Eukaryota, Fungi, Ascomycota, Dothideomycetes, Botryosphaeriales, Botryosphaeriaceae. Gene Ontology annotation, molecular function: cysteine-type endopeptidase activity; cysteine-type deubiquitinase activity. Gene Ontology annotation, cellular component: nucleus; cytosol. The transcript has 6 exons.